AUCACUGGGUACAUUUCAGUACUUUUGGUUAGGGAACAUAAUUGUACCAUAAUCGAUUGCAGUGAACCCUGCACCAAAAAGGGUGUUGCUAUUGUUAUGAUGUCAAGCGUGUAACAAUAAAAGAUCGCUUUUUUGUGUUGUAUAGAACCAUAUAAAACAUAGUAUCCAUCAAUUCAAGCAUUUCACCAUGCAGGUGACCAUGCAACUCAGGGUUCUAAAUAGAACCACUGACUUUACUAAAGAACCCUUGAAGAACCGUCUUUUAGUAUUGCAUAGUGUAUAGUGUAGUGUAGUAUAAAGUAUAUAAUAUUACUCCACCCACAAAAAUCUACCAGCCAAGCCAGCCAGGAGGGCGGGGCUUUCGGAAUGCAGGUGGAAGGAUAAGCGCCGUGCUGUCCUGAGUGGAUCAACAGUGAGUCUCCAAAGCGCUUCCAGCGAGCAGACUUUAACGAUGGAAGAGGAGCGGUUGGAAUGGUUUUAUUUGUUCUCCUCAGCAAAUCUCUCGCCUUCUUCUUGUAUUCGGAAACUGGACAAGUUCUGCAGCAACUGCGUUUAUUUACUGAACACACGCGUGUAUCCAAAGCAACUUGGAUGAAAAAGUAUAGUGAAUAAUGAAUUUCUCAAGCAUCUUCGCCACGUUUGGACCCCCAGCUCUCGUGAACGCGUCUCUCUGGAGCUCCAGCAGCCACAACAGCAGCGCUCCUCGCCCUCCUCCUCCUCUUCCUCACCUUCCUCUUCGUGCUCCUGUGGACGUCCUGUUCUCCGGGCGCGAGCCGGGCACCGUCCUCCUCGCGCUCAUGUACGUGGCCUCCUUCCUCACGGGCCUGGCCGGGAACGUCACGGCGCUCCUGGUGCUCGGCAGCAGCAGCAGGAGGAGGAGGAGCAGGAUGAAGCUGCUGAAGAUGAGGAGCGCGUCGUCGGCCACCAGACGCCUCCUGGCCAACCUGGCCGCGUGCGACACGCUAGUGGUGUGCGUAUGCAUGCCGGCCAACCUGGGCCACCACGUGCACCGCGCCUGGCCUUUCGGCGAGCUGCUGUGCCGCGCUGUUCCCUUCGUGCAGGCCGUGUCCGUGGCGGCCAGCGUGCUGAGCCUGGCCGCGCUGGGCCUCAGCCGCUACUGCGGCGUGCACAGCCCGCUGCGCGCGCGUCACGCCUUCACGGGAGUGCGCGUGGGCGCCGUCAUCGCCGCCGUGUGGGCCGUGUCGUCCGGACUGUGCCUGCCCCUGCUCUUCACCAAUGAGACGCGCACGCUCGAGCUCCCGGACGGCACGCAUUCCGUGACCCUGUGCGUUGAGAGAUGGUCCGAGGCCCGGCUGCGCCAGGGCUAUAACUUCCUUCUCUUCUGCGCGCUCUACGCCUUUCCCGUGCUCUUCAACCUCGUCAUCUGCACGCUGACCGUGCGCAAGCUCUGGGGGGCCAAGGACGAGCCCGGGGCAUUGGGCUUCGCGCGCUCGGGCGCGCGCCUGGAGACGCGCAGGAGGAUCGCCAAGAUGGUGCUGGCGCUCGUUCUGCUCUUCACCUUCUCGUGGCUGCCUCUCUACGUGGUGGACAUCUGGCUCGACUUCCACAUGCCCGAGGACAGGGGGCGCGUGCCGGAGCGCGUGGAGCACGAGUGGGUCCUGCAGAGCCGGCCGUUCGCGCAGUGGCUCGGACUGACCAACUCUGCGCUCAAUCCGCUAUGCUACUGCUUCGUGGGCGAGCUCAGGCGCUGCGCCCGGAGACUGACCGCCGGCUACAGGGAGAGAGUGACCAGCCUGUUCGCAAAGGCCAGGAGCUCGCAGAGCAAAAACGGCUGUGGAAGUGACUGUGUGUGACACUGUGCUUGGGAUGAAGAGUUUUGACUUAGAGGAGGAUUUUUCGAAAUGUCUGCAUAAUUAAAGGGGGACUCCGCCGAUCAUAAUAUGGGCAUAGUUCAGUGGUUGAGAUGUAAACAGUCAUACAGAGUGGUUUGUUAUGAAAUGGUUGCAGAGAAACUUACAGACUCAGAUUUCUUCACAAUGGUGGUGAUAGGAGCCAGGGGUCACUUGUCUACACUCAAAAGGAUUUCACCGUGCAAAGAACCAUUUAAGCAUGCAAAUGGUUCUUUGAGUGUUCAUAGUUCUAUGCUAACUAUUCUUGUCUUUACUAAAGAACUCCUGAAGAACCAUCUUUUUAAAGAGUGUACCUCAACACAAAGUUCAACGGUUGAUGUCUAAAUUGAAACGUUUCAGUGCAAUGCAAUUCUUUUGCGUUUCAUUGGAAUUAAAUUCUCUUUGGAUCAAUGUAAACAGUUUCCAUUCAUUUAAAUGUACUUUCAUUGAUUUUGUC
Molecule: messenger RNA, 2307 nt
Organism: Colossoma macropomum (tambaqui)
Lineage: Eukaryota; Metazoa; Chordata; Actinopteri; Characiformes; Serrasalmidae
Product: QRFP-like peptide receptor
Exons: 1
Coding region: 612-1814 (400 amino acids)
Biological process (GO): neuropeptide signaling pathway
Cellular component (GO): membrane
Molecular function (GO): G protein-coupled receptor activity; peptide binding
Source: RefSeq, a predicted model, not a curated record